AUGUCAGAAUCACUUGCAGCAUUCCGCGACCGCCGUUCAAGGGACCUGCACAAGCUCGCAGAAGAACACCUUCAGCAUGACUUGAAUCAAUCAGAUCGUGACCUUCUCAGGAGCGCAGGUGGCAAGAUCUCCAUGCACGCAGGCCUUGCCUCGGGUCUCGGUCUCGGUCUGGGUCUUUAUGCUGCGAUACGACUGCGGGCUAUGCGCAUGGCCUACUUCCGCGCAUUCAGGGCCAUGGAAAAGCCUGUCGAAGUUCGCUUCGCAGACGGGCGGACGGAAUCCAUCCCAGAUAUCACGGCGCAGAUAUCAGGCCCGUCCCGCUGGGGUGAUGCGGCAACCUACUUCCUCUUCUCCGUUGGCGGACUGUUUCUAGGUGGUGAGCUCGGUCUCCUGACGGGCACGGCGAGCGCAUCGAGGAUGGUUACAAAGGAUCCGGAAGCGAGGGCGAGGAUUGAAAAGGCGUUUAAGAACUAUCGCAUAGAUGUGUUGAAGCAGGAGAUCAAGGCUCUAGAGGGCAAGAGCAAGUUUGAAGAGUUCUUUGACAGUUCAUCCUAA
Molecule: messenger RNA, 555 nt
Organism: Plenodomus lingam JN3
Lineage: Eukaryota; Fungi; Ascomycota; Dothideomycetes; Pleosporales; Leptosphaeriaceae
Source: RefSeq, a predicted model, not a curated record